This is a messenger RNA of Colletotrichum paranaense, 1830 nucleotides long. Its product is annotated as glutamyl-tRNA(Gln) amidotransferase subunit A. Bases 1 to 1830 code for a protein of 609 amino acids. The record is from RefSeq and is a predicted model, not a curated record. The transcript is spliced from 4 exons. Lineage: Eukaryota; Fungi; Ascomycota; Sordariomycetes; Glomerellales; Glomerellaceae.
AUGCGUUUAACUGUACCACCGUCCAUAGUCCCAGCAUGGCAUCAAUCCGGAUCCUUGCUGGUGCUAGCAUACUUUGUAUCUCCGGCCAUUAGCCAACUUGUGGCCAGCACCAGCUUGGUGACUCCUUUGUUCCCACUGCUGCAGAAUGAAAAUACUACAGAACUCUUCCCCAUGCCCGUUUGCGCUGGAACCUUCAAGUUAGAAGAAGCGACCAUCGACCAGAUGCAGAAGGCCAUGGAAGAUGGCAUUUUGACGUCUCAACAGCUGGUCAUGUGCUACAUGCAACGCACUUUUCAGACUCAAGAGUACAUCAGUUCCGUAAUGCAAUUGAAUCCGGAUGUCAUGACGAUUGCCGCCAAAAGGGACGAACAACGAAAAGCAGGCCAAGUUCUCGGUCCCCUUCAUGGAAUCCCAUUCACUGUCAAAGACAACAUUGCGACACAAGACAGUAUGGAAACAACUGCUGGGAGCUAUGCACUAUUGGGAAGCAUUGUCCCUCGCGAUGCCUUCGUCGUUGCUCGUUUGAGAGCAGCGGGAGCUGUACUAUUUGGGAAAUCCACAAUGAGCGAAUGGGCAGACAUGCGGAGUACCGGAUAUUCAGAAGGGUACUCCCCACGGGGUGGACAGCCACGAAGCCCCUACAACUUGGUCUUCAAUCCCAUGGGAAGUAGCUCCGGCAGUGCAGUAGGAGUUGCUGCCAAUGCGAUCGCCUUUUCUCUCGGCACAGAAACGGACGGCAGUGUAAUCAGCCCUGCUCAUAAGAAUGGCGUAGUAGGCAUCAAGCCGACUGUCGGACUGACCUCAAGAGACGGAGUCAUACCAGAGUGCGAGCACCAAGACACAGUUGGCACCUUCGGCCGAACUGUCCGCGAUGCAGUGUACGCCCUCGAUGCUAUCUACGGGGUCGAUCCAAGGGACAGCUACACCGAAGCCCAGAGCGGAAAGACACCUCCACCGGGAGGCUACGCUCAAUAUCUGACUAACAAAACUAGCCUGCAUAACGCAACAUUCGGCAUUCCGUGGAACAGCUUUUGGGCUAUUGCGAAUGAAGAAACCAAAGCACAGCUUGGCAGCUUGAUAACUCUCAUCCAAAAGAAUGGCGGUACCAUUGUCAACUUCACUGAAAUUACUGAUCACGAAAAUGUCGUGAAUAAAGCAGGCUGGGAUUGGAAUUGGCAAGGCAAGAUCGGCCACCCCGAAAAAUCAGAGUACACCAUCGUUCUGAUAGACUUCUAUAACAACAUCAAGAAAUACCUCUCUGAACUCCAGAACACGAAGAUGCGAUCGCUUGAGGAUAUAAUCAAGUUCAAUUACGAAAACGACGGAAUCGAAGGAGGGUAUCCUUUCGAUGGGAGCUACACAAUGUCCGGACGUUACAAAGUGUUUCACGGCCUACCAGCUUUUCGCUCCGGGCAAGAUGGAUUCCUGAUGUCUAAUGCCACUCAAGGCAUUCGGAACGAUACUUACUGGAAAGCUCUCAACUACAUGCAGACCACGACGCGUGUCGGCAUCGACGGUGCACUGAACCACACUGGAAACCCGCUUUCAGGCUUGCUCGUGCCUAUCUCAGUAGCCCAAACAUAUCAGAUAGCUGCGCAGGCUGGAUACCCGAUGAUCACGAUCCCAGCAGGAGUAUAUUCAGACACGGGCAUGCCCUUUGGGUUGGGAAUCAUGCAGACUGAGUUUGGGGAAGAAGAACUCGUGCGAUGGGCCAGUGCCAUCGAAGACUUACAACUAACCUCAGAGACACCGCUCAAAAGAACGCGGCCGAAAUGGCUGAGACACUUGGAAAAACCUAUUCCCAUCAGCCGUGAGCCGAAGGGUAAUUGA